AUAGGUCAUUCCGUUGAUUACAAUGGAACAAUUACUCUGGGUGAGCGGUCGCGUGAUUGGCGGGGUGGACACCUUCCGCAUUCCACUCAUCACUUACACUCCACGUGGACAUCUCCUGGCCUUCUCUGAGGCUCGCAAACAUUCUUCCUCUGAUCUAGGGGCAAAAUUCAUAGCUACUCGCAGGUCACAGGAUGGGGGUUACACCUGGGGGCCCACAGCUUUCAUUAUAGAUGACGGAUCUGCUGUAGACGGGCUGAACUUGGGUGCUGUUGUUGUGGAUGAUGAGACCAAAAACAUCUUCCUGGUGUACACGCUGUGUGCCCACUACCUGCAGUGUGGCGUCUCUAGUGUCAUGGUCACCAAUAGCUCUGAUGAUGGUAUUACUUGGAGUACACCGAGAAACCUCUCCUACGAAAUCGGCACAACAAUGUUCUCCCCUGGGCCAGGCUAUGGGAUACAGAAAAAGUAUGCACCAAUGAAAGGCCGCCUGAUCGUGUGCGGUCAUGGAACCCUGGAGGAGGAUGGAGUGUUCUGUCUACUAAGUGAUGAUCAUGGGAAAACCUGGAAGAAAGGUGGAAAUUUAGAGGGUCUGCCAUUCAAGCAGCGUAAAAUAAUUGGUGACUUCAGUCCUGAUGAAUGCCAGCCUUAUGAGCUUCCAGAUGGCUCGGUGGUAAUUAAUACCCGGAACCAGUACUUUUAUCACUGUCACUGCCGAAUCGUGGUGUUCUCCACCGAUGGUUGCGACUCUCUACCGCUGGAAAAUGUCCGCUUCGACGAAGGUUUGCCCGAUCCAGCCGUGGCUGCCGGAGCUUUGUUUAAAGGUGGAGUAACCUACUUUGUGAACCCAGCACACCAGACUCAACGUGUAAACCUCACCCUACGUUGGAGUUUCAACUCUGGGUACUCGUGGGAACAGAACGCCUUUCAGAUUUGGCCGGGACCUAGUGGAUACUCCGCUCUCACCACCCUCUCCCAUAGCAUUGAAGACAAUGCGAACCUCUUUAUUGUAUAUGAGAAAGGAAGACAAGAAAUUACAGAAUCCAUCUCUUUUGUUAAAGUUAAUCUCUACAGCAGUCUGUGA
Messenger RNA from Staurois parvus, 1081 nucleotides. The record is from the annotation of a GenBank genome assembly. NCBI's taxonomy places the organism in Eukaryota, Metazoa, Chordata, Amphibia, Anura, Ranidae.